This is a messenger RNA of Coturnix japonica (Japanese quail), 8165 nucleotides long. RefSeq lists its product as uncharacterized. The record is from RefSeq and is a predicted model, not a curated record. Lineage: Eukaryota; Metazoa; Chordata; Aves; Galliformes; Phasianidae. Gene Ontology annotation, biological process: zymogen activation. Gene Ontology annotation, molecular function: serine-type endopeptidase activity. Gene Ontology annotation, cellular component: plasma membrane.
UGGUGGGUCCCAAAGUGUGGGAGGGUAACAGCUGUUUCCAGUGGGUCCCAGAAGGUCCUAGAAGGUUCCAGUGGGUCACAGAGCAUACAGAGAUCCUGGUAGUUCUCAGUGGGUCCCAGUGGGUUCCAGCACAUCCCAGUAGAUCCAGGGCAGUCUCCACAGCUAACAGAGCAUGUGGGGUUCUCAAGAGGUCCCAGUAAAUCCCAGUGGGUCCCAGAGCACACACUGGUCCCAGCAGAUCCCAACAGGUCUCAGUGAUCCUAGUAGGUCCCAGCUGAUCUUAACAGAUCCCAGAGUAUGUGGGGGCUCCCAGGAAUCCAAACAGGGUCCCAACAGUUCCAAGUGGAUCCCAGUUGAUCCCAGAGCAUGCAGGAUCCCAGCAAGUAAGUCCCAAUGAGGAGCACACAGUGGUCCCAGCACAUCCCAGUAGGACCCAGCAGUUCCCAGUAGGUUCCAGUUGGUUUGCUUAAUGGAUCCCAGAACACACGGGGGUCCCAGGAAUCCCAGCAGGGUCCCAACAGUUCCCAGUGGGUCCCAGUAGGCCCCAGAGCAUGUGGGGGUCCCAGAAAUUCCUGGAGGGUCCCAACAGUUCCCAGUGGGUCCCAGAUCACGCAGGGGGUCCCUUUGGGUUUCAACUCAACCCAGUCAGUCCCAGCAGAUUCCCAAUGGGUCCCAGCAUGUCCCAGAGCACACAGUGGUCCCAGCUCAUCCCAGUAGGACCCAGCAGUUCCCAGUAGGUCCUAGGUGGUUUAGCUUAAUGGAUCCCAGAACACAUGGGGGUCCCAGAAAGUCCCAGAGGGUCCCAACAAUUCCCAAUGGGUCCCAGACCACACAGGGGUCCCUUUGGGUUUCAGCUCAUCUCAGUCAGAUUCCCAAUGGGUCCCAGAAAGUCCCAGAGCACGCAGUGGGUGACAGUGGGUCCUGGUGGUGUUGGUGGCCCCAUAACCAAUGUCAUUCCUUAGUCCCAUUCCCGCUACGUCUGUCUGGAGGCCCCGGGCGCUGCGUGGGGCGCGUGGAGCUGCUGCACAACGGGAGCUGGGGCACAAUCUGCGAUGACGACUGGGGGCUGCCAGACGCGGCGGUGGUCUGCAGGCAGCUGGGCUGUGGGACUGCAUUGGCUGCCCCAUCAGGGGCCUGGUUUGGGGAAGGAUCCGGCCCUAUUUGGCUCAACCACGUGCGGUGCAGCGGUGAUGAGCAGCGCCUUGCCCAGUGCCGGCACCGGGGGUGGCACAGCCAUGUCUGCACCCAUGAGGAGGACGCCAGCGUUGUGUGCUCGGCUCAUCCUUUGCUAUCGCCUGGGACCACGGAGCCCAGUGGCACUGCUGGCAGCACCACAAUGGGCGGGUCGGUGCCAGCAGUGAUGUGGAUGCCCUAUUCCCCAGCCCCACACCCAUUGCGUUUGGUUGGGGGUCCUGGACGCUGCGCGGGGCGCGUGGAGCUGCUGCAUAGUGGGAUCUGGGGCACAGUGUGUGAUGACGGCUGGGGGCUGCCGGAUGCAACCGUGGUCUGCAGGCAGCUGGGCUGCGGAGCUGCACUGGUUGCACACGGUGGGGCGUUUUUUGGUGAGGGCACCGGCCCCAUUUGGAUGGACAAUGUGCGGUGCUGGGGGAAUGAGUCAGCAUUGCUGCAGUGCCCAGCUGCACCAUUGGGCAUCACCGACUGCCGUCACCGGGAGGAUGCAUCCGUCAUUUGUGCAGAUGAGCUGACUGGGGUAGACCCCAUGCCCCCCACUCCUGAACAGCUACCCACCAGGUCAUUGCUGGUGUCCCCCUCUGCUGUGCCACGUGUGGGUGCUCGGCCUUGCAGCACCAGCUCCCCACAACUUACACCAAGCAGCCGGCCUACGGAUGCGACAUCACAGAUGGCCCCGUUCCUGCUGCGCCUGGCUGGGGGUCCUGGGCGCUGUGCAGGGCGCGUGGAGCUGCUGCGUGCCGGGAGCUGGGGCACAGUGUGUGAUGACAGCUGGGGUCUGCUGGAUGCACAUGUGGUCUGCAGGCAGCUGGGCUGUGGGGCUGCACGCAAAGCCCUCCGCAGCGCACACUUUGGCCCCGGCAUUGGCCCCAUAUGGCUGGAUGAGGUGAAGUGCAGCGGGACGGAGGCUGCGUUGUGGCGCUGCCCAGCUGAGCCUUGGGGCAAGCACAACUGUGACCACGGAGAGGAUGCUGCUGUCAUCUGUGCAGGGCCAGAAGACUUGUCACCUGUGGGGACCUCCCCAUCUCCCUCAGGAUGGGAUCCAGCCAGCUCCAUCCCUCAACGUCCUUUAGGACGGAUUCUGGCCACAAUCAUUCCUACGCGUCCCCAAAGACAGGAUCCAGCCGUCGGUGUCACUAGAACCACUGCACAGGCCACAGGACGGGAUCCAUUCACCAGUGUCCCCAGGACCACCAUGGGAUCUGCAGGACAGGGCCGAGUCAGUGCCACCUCAACCAAAGCAGGGCGAGAUCCCAUCCGUAUCAUCAGGAUCACCCGACUCAAAGCAGAACAGGAUCCAGCUGGCAUCAUCCAGAGCACCAAGCCCAAAGCAGCUGGUGUCACCAGGCUGAAGGCAGGACGGGAACAUGGUGGCCCCAACAGGUCCAAAGUGGAAUGGGAUCCAGCUGGCACCAACAGGUCCAAGGUGGGACGAGAUUCAGUCAGCAUCAACAAGACCAAAGUGAGAUUGGAUCCAGCUGGCACCAACAGGUCCAAGGUGGGACAAGAUUCAGUCAGCAUCAACAAGACCAAAGUGAGAUUGGAUCCAGCUGGCACCAACAGGUCAAAGGUGGGACGUGAAUCUCUUGGCAUCAACAAAGUCAAAGCAGGACAGCAUCUGGUGAGCAUCAACAAGACCAAAGCAGGACGGGACCCAGUUGGCAUCAACAAGACCAAAACAGGACGGGACCCAGUUGGCAUCAACAAGACUAAAACAGGACGGGACCCAGUUGGCAUCAACAAGACCAAAGCAGGGCAGGAUCCAGUUGGCAUCAACAAGACCAAAGCAGGACGGGAUCCAGUUGGCAUCAACAAGACCAAAGCAGGACGGGAUCCAGUUGGCACCAAUAGGUCCAGGGCAGGAUGGGAUCCAUCUGGCACCAUCCACGUCACCCGACAUAAAAUAGGAUGGGAUCCACACAGUACCACUUGGAUUACCCAUCCCAAAGCGGAGCAGGUUGUCGUGGGAGCCAACCAGAGCACCAGGCAUUUGGUGUGGACCACACCUGGUACCAAGCCUCAAGCAGAACCAGCUCCAGUUGAUUCCACCAGGAGCACACAGGGGCUGGCAGGACAGGAUGCUGUUAGUGCUAUUCAAAGCAAUGUGGAACAGGAGAUUGUUGGUGUCACGCAGAGCAGCAGGUCCAAUGCAGAGCAGGACUCAGCCCUUACCGUGAGGCUCCAAGCAAGUGCUGUCAAAUGGAAUAACCACAGCCUGGGAGAACCAGGUCCAGGGAGUCCCAUGGGAAGCACGCUUCCUGUAGUAGAUUCAGAAGGUACCAUGAAGAGUGCAGCUCCUACAGCGGAACCAAGUCUGGAAUGGACCUCAUGGGUUUCACAUCCGUCAGUAGAACUGGGUUCUGAAGGUCCCGUAAGGAGCACUCAACGUGCAGCAGAACUAGGUCCUGAAAGUACAGUGUGGAGCAUGUAUCCCACAGCAGAGCCAGUUCCAGAAGGUACCAUGAAAAGCACGGAUACUAUAACAGAACUGGGUCCAGAAGGCACUGUGGACGUACAUCCUCUAACAGAACUGGACCAAGAUGUUAACAUGGGGGGUGCACGUACGUCAGUAGAACCAGACCCUAGAGGUGCCAUGAAUAGCACAGGGCCUACAGCAGGACUGUAUCCAGAUGAUAUCAUGAGGAGCACACGUCCCACAACAGAACUAGGUCCAGAUCCUAGCACAUAUCCUGCAGCAGAACCAGGUCCAGAAGGGACCAUGAAGAGCACAGGUCCUACAGCAGAAUUAGUUCUAGAAGGGACCACAGCAGAACUGGACCCAGAUGUUACCUUGAAGUUCACACAUCCUGCAGCAGAACUGGAUCCAGAUGUUACCAUGAGGCAUACAAGUCCUGCAGCAGAACUGGGUCCAGAUGUUACCACAAGGAACACACAUCCUGCAGUGGAACUGGGUCCAGAUGUUCCCAUGAGGAGCACAACUCCUGCAGGAGAACUGGCCCCAGAUGUUACCAUGUGGAGCACAAGUCCUGCAACAGAACUGGACCCAGAUAUUACCAUGAGGAACACACGUCCUGCAAUAGAACUGGAUCCAGAUGUUACAAUGAGGGGUGCACAUCCUGCAGUGGAACUGGGUCCAGAUGUUCCCAUGAGGAACACACGUCCUGCAACAGAACUGGGUCCAGAUGUUACCAUGAAAAGCACAACUCCUGCAGCAGAACUGGGUCCAGAUGUUACCAUGUGGAGCACAACUCCUGCAAUAGAACUGGACCCAGAUGUUACCAUGAGGAGCACACAUCCUGCAACAGAACUGGGUCCAGAUGUUACCAUGAAAAGCACAUCUCCUGCAGCAGAACUGGACCCAGAUAUUACCAUGAGGAGCACAACUCCUGCAAUAGAACUGGACCCAGAUGUUACCAUGAGGAGCACACGUCCUGCAGCAGAACUGGGUCCAGAUAUUACCAUGUGGAGCACAACUCCUGCAAUAGAACUGGGUCCAGAUGUUACCAUGAGGAGCACAAGUCCUGCAACAGAACUGGACCCAGAUAUUACCAUGAGGAACACACGUCCUGCAAUAGAACUGGACCCAGAUGUUACCAUAAGGAGUGCACAUCCUGCAGCAGAACUGAACCCAGAUGUUACCAUGAGGAGCACAACUCCUGCAACAGAACUGGGGCCAGAUGUUCCCAUGAAAGGUGCACAUCCUGCAGCAGAACUUGAUCCAGAAAGUACUGCUUGGACCACGCAUCUUCCAGAGGAAAUGGAUCCAGAUGGUGCUACGCAGAGCGCACAUUCUUCAGCAGAAUUGAGCUUGGGUGCUCGCAUAUGGGGCACAUAUCCCACAGCAGAUGUUUCCACCUGGAGCACACAUCCUGCACCUGAGUCUGGUCUAGAAGUUACCACAUGGGACACACAUUCUUCAGCUGAUUUUGAUCUACAUGGUACCACGAGGAGCAAACAUUCUUCAGCAGAAGCAAAUCUCAAAGACACAAUGGAGACUGAACAUAUUGCAAUAGAAACAAGUCUAAGAGAUGCCACGUGGAGGACUCAUCCUACCGAAGAACGAGCAUCAGAUGGAAUCAUGAGGAGAACGCUUCCCACAGCAGAAUCAGGUGCUGGUCCAAUUGAAAUCUCUGCUGUGCCCACUAGAGUUUCAUCACCCUCUCCAUCUCUAGGCCCCACUCAGGGGCUGGCUGUCUCUCCUGUCCUUGCUGUUCAACUGAGUCCAGGCUAUGGCACCCACUCACAGCACCCCACGAAGGCCCCCAGUACCCAGGGACCUCCAGAACCUACCCAGUAUCCUGAUAUCUCCAACACUCAGGGACCCCCAGCAUCCAUCCAACACCCUGCAGAGAGCCCCACUGCCUGGAAAGAGCUUUUGCUCUCCCAACCUGCCUCUGCAGAGCCCUCUGGCUUCCAGACACACCCAGACCUCUUUAUCCAGACUCCAACAAGGAACCCCAGUCCCCAGAGCCUCCCAGCACUCACCGCUCUCCCCCUAGAUCCCACCAGCUCUUACAUGAAUGCUGCUCAUUUCAAGCACCUCAUGAAUAUCCCCAGACCCCAGAGCCCCUCUGAGGACCCCAUAGGGACCCUCAGUACUCAGAAAGCCCCAGUAUCUGCCCAGCACCCCACAGAGACCCUCAGCUCCAAGAGCCCCCCAGCACUCUCCCAGUAUCUAACAGAGAUCCUCAGCACACAGGUCUCCCCAGCACCCAACCAGCACCCCAUGGAGACCUCUGAUAGCCAGCCCCCCCCAGCACCCACUGAACAAUCUAUGGAGAUCUUCAGCACCCAGAGACCCCUAGUAUCACCCCAGCAUUCCACAGGUGGUCCCCCCAACACCCAGAGGCCCCCAUCAACCCUACGACACCCUAUAAAGACCUUUGGUACCCAGAACCCUCCAGCAUCCCAUAAGCAUCCCAUGAAGUUGCUCAGUACUCGGACCCCCCCCGUAUCCCACCAGCAUGCCAAAGAGCCCCUCAGCACCCAGACACCUCCAGGACCCCUAAAGCACUUCACAGAUCCCCCCAGCACCCAGAUUCCCUCAGCACCUGUUCAGCAUCCAGUGGAGACCUUUGGCACUCAGACUCCCCAAGCACCCCUCCAGCACCCCAUGAAGUUGUUCAGCACCCAGACCCCACCAGCACCCACAGAGACCCUCCGUACCCAUUCUGCAAGUCCUGUACUGCCUGGACCCCCAUGUGCAGGUCCAGCUCAACCAGCACUGCCUGUGCCAACACUCUCUGCACUAUGGGACCGUGGGGGACCCUGUGUGGCCCCUGCACUGCGGGCACUGUUGUGGGAGGUGCGGGGGCUGCGGGGGCAGCUGAAAGCCCUGGCCCGCAACCAGAGGCAGGGAGCUCAGCGACUGGAGGCCAUUGCCCGCCGCCUGGGCAGACUGGCUGCCCUGGGGCAGCACUUCUUGGAGGAGCCCACCUGGCAAUACGGGGGUGUGGGCAUUCGGAGAGGGGCCUUGCACAGGAGGCAAGGGAAAGGUGGCCCCAGCAGCUGGGGAGGCCCUGCUGGCAGCAUGGGGGGGCUGCAUAGCAUCGGACUGUGCCUGGCUUUGUGCUGUGGCGCCGUGAUGGGAUCUGUGCCUGCCCGGCUCUCUGGCAGCCAUUCCCAGUGCCAGGGCCGUGUGGAGCUGCUGCAGGCUGGAACCUGGGCCUCGGUCUGUGCCGUGGGCUGGGACCUUGCAGCUGCCCGUGUCCUGUGCCGCCAGCUGGGCUGUGGUCGCCCCCGUGCCGUCCCACUGCCCUGCAGCCCAACCAAGGCUGAGGGGGACGUGGUGGGUCUGCGUCAGGUGCUGUGUGCAGGGCAGGAGCUGGACUUGGAGCACUGCGAGCUGCAGCCUGGUGAUGCUGUGUCCUGUCCCUCCAAACAUGUGGCUGCUGUCAACUGUGAAGAGCCCUUCAGGCUGCGUCUGGCUGAUGGGCCCAGGCGCUGUGCGGGGCGUCUGGAGGUGCAGCGAGCCGGGCGCUGGGGCACGGUGUGUGAUGACGGAUGGAGCAGGACCAACGCGGCUGUGGUCUGCCAGGAGCUGGGCUGUGGCGAGGCACAAGGCCUGGAUGGGGAGCGGCCGCGUUUCAAGCCCGGUGUCGGGCGCAUCUGGCUGGAUGAUGUCCGAUGCCGAGGGCAGGAGAAGAGCCUGCAGGACUGCGCACACCGUGUGUGGGGAUACCAUGACUGCACCCACCAUGAGGACGUUGGAGUUGUGUGCCAGGAUCCCUGAGCAUCGUGGCUCUGGCUCCGGUAGCUUCAGGAAUUGCAUCUAGCCCUCCUGUGUCAUCUGCAUGAGGAACCAAAACAGGACCCUGAGACCAAACAGGACUGCAGCUCAAACCAAUCCUGAGUCAAAACAGGAUCCAGAACCAAAUAGAACCCUAAGCCUGAAUGGAACUGAAUGGAAAUCCUUGCCCAAACAGGACCCAGAAUAAAAACAGGACUCCCCAAACCAGACAGGAUCCAAAAUCAAAAAGGACCCAGAGCCCAAACAAGACCCUGCAUUCAGACAAGACCCAGAGCCCAAACAGAACCCCAACCCAAACAGAAUCUGCAGAUCCUCUGCCUAAACAGGAUCCUGAGUUAAAACAGAACCCAAAACCAAGCCAGCCCCCAAGCCUAACCAGGACCCAAAAUAUAGACAGGACUCCCCAGUCUCAGGAUCCAAAUGGUCCUCAAGCCCAAACAAGAUCCCAGAUCCAGACAGGACCCAGAGCCCAAACAGGACCCAAAACCAAACAGGCCCUCAUCCCAAACAGAACUCAAAAUACAAACAGGACUCCCAAACCCAGAUAAGACCCUACAUCAAAAAGGAUCCAGAGCCCAGACAAGACCCCAUAUCCAGACAGGGUCCUGAGCCCAAACAGGAUCCAACCCAAACACAAUCAGGACUCCCUGUUGAAACACAACUCCAAGCCCAGAAAGGAUCCAAGUCUUCAGCCCCAUCCGCUGCCUCCCUGCCCCAGCCCUAUGCCUUUAAUGGUGUCAUUAAAAGCCAGCAGCAUCCACAA